CAAACCUCUUGGACGUCUGAUUCCUUAGAUUGGGAACAUUAUCAGUUAUUGUGAAUCGCGUUGUUUGUGUAACAUAUUUAAACGUUAACUUGUGAUAAGUUUUGUUGGAAAAAUGACUAACCAAAUGCAGUCGAGGGACUUUCCGUUCACAAAAGAGAUAUCAAUUAAUGCCAAAAGCGUGAAGAAAAUUAUGAAAUUUAAAGACGGCUCGAAAUGUAUGCUGAAAAAACCUCAACCUAACUGGGAUGAAAAUGACUUUCAGAAUGAGAUAAAAUAUCUGUCAAAGAAUUUUAUCAUUGAACAUGAUAAUUUUGUAAAAUUUUAUGGCACCAUGCAAUAUCCAGAAUUGACAGGUCUUAUGGUAAUGGAAUAUGCAGACUGUGGUACUAUUUACGAUUUCUUGUAUGAUGUACGAAACAAGGGAACAUAUGUUUCAAAUUCAUGUAUGCUCGGUUGGAUGCUUCAAUGUGCUAAGGGUAUUGAAUUCUUGCAUAACAGGUCUCCAAAAAUAUUCCAUAAUGAUUUAAGGACGCGCCAUUUGCUACUUAGCAACAAUUUUCAAACAUUAAAGAUAUGUGAUUUUAGCACAGCUACUGAAUCCGAUCCAUCAAACAUCCAAAAAUAUCAAUAUGCGGAAAAUACCGAAAUCUACAGCUUUGGUAUUGUACUUUGGGAGACUUUUAUUGCGAAAAAUGAAAACCGAAUAGUUUUAGAUGUCAAAGAUUCCCAAAUCAUAGAAGCAGUUAUAAAACUAUGUUGUGAAAUUCGAAUUAAUCGACCGAAUAUGAGCGCAUUGCUUACCAUUCUGAAAUGUCUAUAUCAGGAAAGCUUAAAAGUUCAGGACAACGUUGAUUGGAUUGACUUAAAUUUAAAAAAACCGGCAAUCGGUUUUGGGGCGUUUGGAGAUGUCUUCAAAGCCACCUGGAAAACUAAAUAUGGUGAUAGGGAAAUUGCAGUUAAAAGAAUUCGUCCAAUUAAUAAACAAGUGGAUAUUGAAAGAGAGGUAAAGUAUUUUUCACGCGCUAACCAUGAAAAUAUCGUCAAAUUAUUCGGAACCACAAGAGAUCUAGAAGAUCAAAUUAUCGUUGCUAUGGAAUAUGCCGAAUGUGGAUCACUUUAUGAUUAUUUACAUAAAACCCUUAGAAAUAAUCCAGAGACAGAAGUAUCAGUUUUGCGUAAGCUCAGUUGGAUGUUGCAGUGUGCCAAGGGAAUUGAGUACUUGCAUGACCAAAAUCCAAAAAUUCUUCAUCGUGAUCUUAAGUCACAGAAUUUGCUACUUUUGAAUAAAAAUCGUACAUUGAAGAUAUGUGAUUUCGGUACCGUUAGGCCUCUGGCCACAAUAAUGACGGGUGCAGUGGGCACCGCCGAGUAUAUGGCACCUGAAGUGAGCAAAGACAAACCCUAUACGGAAAAAUGUGACGUCUACAGCUUUGGAAUUGUAUGUUGGGAGAUAAUGUCGCAAAAGAAGCCAUUCUAUCACGUGAAAAAUCAGAAUCCCGUAGUCAUUCUGAGAUUAGCAAGUGAAGAGAAUGAUCGUCCACCAAUUGAUGAUGUCAAGAUAGAUGAGGAAGCCAGGGCCAUAAGAGCGUUGAUUCUACAGUGUUGGGAUAAAGAUCCGAAAGAAAGACCAACAAUGAAUAAAUUGGUCAGACAUCUUGACAUUGAUAUUCAAAGCAAACAUGACGCAAAUAUAAGGUUUUAAAA
Molecule: messenger RNA, 1704 nt
Organism: Drosophila innubila
Lineage: Eukaryota; Metazoa; Arthropoda; Insecta; Diptera; Drosophilidae
Product: putative mitogen-activated protein kinase kinase kinase 7-like
Exons: 7
Coding region: 113-1702 (529 amino acids)
Biological process (GO): positive regulation of canonical NF-kappaB signal transduction; JNK cascade; protein phosphorylation
Molecular function (GO): ATP binding; MAP kinase kinase kinase activity; magnesium ion binding
Source: RefSeq, a predicted model, not a curated record